This is a messenger RNA of Chroicocephalus ridibundus (black-headed gull), 2272 nucleotides long. RefSeq names its product pentatricopeptide repeat domain 1 (gene PTCD1). Lineage: Eukaryota; Metazoa; Chordata; Aves; Charadriiformes; Laridae. Bases 1 to 1965 code for a protein of 654 amino acids. The record is from RefSeq and is a predicted model, not a curated record. Gene Ontology annotation, biological process: tRNA 3'-end processing. Gene Ontology annotation, cellular component: mitochondrial matrix. The transcript is spliced from 6 exons. Gene Ontology annotation, molecular function: protein binding; tRNA binding.
AUGCCGGGAGUCACCUCUGACCCCGCCGCCCAGCGGGCAGCGCGCGGGAUUCCGCCAAUCGCAGCGCGCCGCUCGGGCCCGCUCCCGCCCCUUCCGGCCGCGCAGGCGCGGUGGCUGAGGGGAGGGCGGUGGGGCCGGUGGCCGCUCCGCCCGCCCGGUGGCCACGGGCGCAUCAUGAGGGCGGCGCGGCUCCUCCUCCUCCCCCAGCUGGGGCCGCUCGCCUCGUGGUGCCGCUGGGCAGCCCCCGAGCGGGCAGGGAAGGCCCCGAGCAGGCAGGGGCCGCCGCCGGCCCGAAGGCCGUUCAGCGCCUCACAGGCCUUCUGCAGGCUGCCCGGUGGCCACCCGAGAGAGACAGAUGCGGGCAGCUGCGCUGAAGCUGUUGGGGAGGAGAAGGAGGAGGAGGAUGACGACGAAGGCGUGGAGUUCGGGACGCUGUCUAAUAAAUUCUCUUCUAGAAAAUAUUAUCACAAAACCACAUCGCGCUUUCAGAAUUUAAAGCUUCAAGAAGAGGGAGAGGAAGAUCUGGAAAGAAAACCUCGACGCGGCCCUAGGAACACUCCGUACUGGUACUUCUUAAAAUGCAAGGCCCUCAUCAAAGAUGACAAGCUGGCAGAGGCUCUGGAGCUGUUUGAGGUGCAGAUGCUGAAGGAAGAGCGUGUGCAGCCAGAAGAAAGCAAUUACACUGUUCUAAUUGGUGGCUGUGGCAGGGUUGGCUAUGUGAAAAAGGCGUUCAGGCUCUACAAUGAUAUGAAAAAGCGAGGCUUAACUCCCACUGAGGCCACUUACACAGCCCUGUUCAAUGCCUGUGCCGAAUCGCCGUGGAAAGACUCAGGCCUGCAGAGCGCUCUCAAACUACGUCAGCAGCUAAAGAGCAAAAGUGAAGAGCUGAACCUGAUCACUUACCAUGCACUGCUGAAAGUCUGUGCCCUGUGCUCAGAUCUCAGGAUGUGCUUUGAUGUACUGAAGGAAAUCGUGCACAAGGGCCAUGUUCUCACAGCCGAGACCUUCAGCUUCAUUCUCAUGAGCUGCAUAAAGGACAGCGAAAAUGGCUUCCGAUACGCCUUACAGGUUUGGAAACAAAUGACUAAACUUGGAAUAAAGGCCGACAGCCACAUUUACAAUUUGAUGCUGCGUGCUGCCAGAGACUGUGGAAUAGGUGAUCCGGUCGUGGCUUCUGAACUCCUGCUCAGACCCAGCAAUGAGAACUCAUCUCAGCUAAGGCUUGCACCAGGGAGGCAGAAGGAAAAGGUGAAAAAUCAGAAGAAGAAGGAAUUGGAGGGUGUGGCUGCUGUCCAGCUGGAUGUGGAAGCUUUGGAAAAGCAAUUCUUUCAGGAGAGUUCAGUGAAGCCUGAAGAACUGAUCCAGCUACCAAAUAAAGAUGCAGUUCGGGCUGAAACAGAACCAGCUGCUCUUGACAGCCCCAGUGUAGCUCACAGCAGGACUGGAGCAUUGAUGACGAGAGGCCAGAACAAUAUGGAGCCCGAACGAGCACACCUAAGCCAGAAGCAGCAUUUCUGCAACCUGCCCAACUUGCUGGAUUCCAGGAUGCCUGGCACAGCUGUAGUUUCCCUGGGGACAGUGGCCACACCGUCUGAUCGACUAGCUUUAAUGGGGGAUGUGGAGGGCUUCUUGAAUAAAAUGAAAGAGGACAAUGCAGAACCCAACAUUAAAACGUUUACAUUACUGGCCGAGCUGGUGGAACCCCAAAGCCCCUCAGAAUCCUCUUUGCUGGCACUCCUAGAUGAUCAUAAAGUGAAAGUAGAUGUGACCUUCUUUAACACUUUAAUAAGGAAGAAAAGUAAACAGGGAGACCUGGAAGGAGCAAAGAGCAUGCUGCCAGCUCUAGUGAAGAGGGGACUGUCACCUAACCUCCAGACUUUUUGUAGCCUGGCAAUCGCUUGCCACCGAGAGAAGGAUGGACUGCAGUUACUCUCAGAUUUGAAGGUAAUAAGCUCUGCUGCUUAGGGUUCGAGCUGCCGGAAGAGGCAAAGUGAAGCGUUAAUGCAUAUAAAAAGACCUGCCAAGGUUUCUGUGGUGAGUGAUUGUAUUCUAACUCCAAAAACAUGCAACUCUAGAGGUGCCAGCUUAGGUGGGCUGUCCUAGACGUGCACUGGGAAGAGAGGGCUCAUGGGAAGGGGUGUGCUGACGCUGGAGAGGCUGCUACGCUGGAGCGAGAGCCUUGCUCCUUGUGUAGAAAGUACCCAUGUGCCUUUUCCUUCGAAUAGUCCUGCGCUAAUCAGCAGAUAAACAUGUCUAACUGCAGCGUUUGUUG